Alexandromys fortis (reed vole) is the source of this 2034-nucleotide messenger RNA. RefSeq names its product thioredoxin reductase 2 (gene Txnrd2). Gene Ontology annotation, biological process: cellular response to oxidative stress; cell redox homeostasis; glutathione metabolic process. The record is from RefSeq and is a predicted model, not a curated record. Gene Ontology annotation, cellular component: cytosol; mitochondrion. Lineage: Eukaryota; Metazoa; Chordata; Mammalia; Rodentia; Cricetidae. The coding region runs from base 82 to 1719 and encodes 545 amino acids. Gene Ontology annotation, molecular function: flavin adenine dinucleotide binding; thioredoxin-disulfide reductase (NADPH) activity; glutathione-disulfide reductase (NADPH) activity. The transcript has 18 exons.
AAGUGAGCCCGGCUCAUGAUGGGCCAGGCCCUACCCAAGUGAAGCCCAACUCCAGGGAUAGGCCCACCCGGCAUAUCUCCCAUGCCAGCACUGAUCUUCAAGCUCCCCACAAGAAGUGUGGAGACCCGCCUCGCUUCAGCGACCUCCAGCCAAGAUAAGACCCUUCCCAAAGAGGGCCCCCAUUGCCGGCCCCGGCGCACGUUCCCCUGGGCUAGACCCAGGACCCAGGUCUCAGAACCCAGAACUCUCGCUCAAGGGCAGCAGAGCUUCGAUCUCUUGGUGAUUGGUGGGGGAUCCGGUGGCCUGGCUUGUGCCAAGGAAGCUGCUCAGCUGGGAAGGAAGGUGGCAGUGGCUGACUAUGUGGAGCCCUCUCCCCAAGGUACCAAAUGGGGUCUCGGUGGCACCUGUGUCAAUGUGGGUUGCAUACCUAAGAAGCUGAUGCAUCAGGCUGCCCUGCUGGGGGGCAUGGUCAAAGAUGCUCACCACUAUGGCUGGGAGGUAGCCCAGCCCAUCCAGCACAACUGGAAGAAAAUGGCAGAAGCUGUGCAAAACCAUGUGAAGUCCUUGAACUGGGGUCACCGAGUCCAACUUCAGGACAGGAAAGUCAAGUACUUUAACGUCAAAGCCAGCUUUGUCGACAAGCACACAGUUUGCGGUGUUGAUAAAGGUGGGAAGACAACGCUGCUUUCAGCUGACCACAUAGUCAUUGCUACAGGAGGGCGACCGAAGUACCCCACACAAAUCAAAGGAGCCCUGGAAUAUGGAAUCACAAGUGAUGAUAUCUUCUGGCUGAAGGAGUCCCCUGGGAAAACGUUGGUGGUCGGAGCCAGUUACGUAGCCCUAGAAUGUGCCGGCUUCCUCACAGGCAUUGGACUGGAUACCACGGUCAUGAUGCGCAGCAUCCCCCUUCGCGGCUUUGACCAGCAAAUGUCAUCUUUGGUCACAGAGCACAUGGAAUCUCAUGGUACCCGAUUCCUGAAAGGCUGCAUCCCCUCCGUCAUCAAAAAACUCCCAACUGGCCAACUGCAGGUCACCUGGAAGGACCACGCCUCUGGCAAGGAGGACACAGGCACCUUUGAUACUGUCCUGUGGGCCAUAGGGCGAGUUCCGGAAACCAGAAAUCUGAAUCUGGAGAAGGCUGGUGUGAAUAUCAACCCUGAGAAUCAGAAGAUUGUUGUGGAUGCCCAGGAUGCCACGUCCGUCCCCCACAUCUUUGCCAUUGGAGAUGUUGCUGAGGGGCGGCCUGAGCUGACACCCACAGCUAUCAAGGCAGGAAAACUGCUGGCUCAGAGGCUCUUUGGGAAAUCCUCAGCCUUAAUGGAUUACAGCAACGUUCCCACGACUGUCUUUACGCCAUUGGAGUAUGGCUGUGUGGGGUUGUCUGAGGAGGAGGCCGUGGCUCUCUAUGGCCAGGAGCAUGUAGAGGUUUACCAUGCAUAUUAUAAGCCCCUGGAGUUCACUGUGACGGAUCGAGAUGCAUCACAGUGCUACAUAAAGAUGGUGUGCUUGAGAGAGCCCCCACAGCUGGUACUGGGCCUGCACUUUCUUGGCCCCAACGCUGGAGAAGUCACUCAAGGAUUUGCUCUGGGGAUCAAAUGUGGGGCGUCAUAUGCACAAGUGAUGCAGACAGUGGGGAUCCAUCCCACCUGCUCUGAGGAGGUGGUGAAGCUGCACAUCACCAAGCGCUCAGGCCUGGAGCCCACUGUGACUGGAUGCUGAGGUUAAGCCACCAUCCCUGCCAGGCUGAGGGCACACACUAUGCCAUGUGCCCAGUACAAGGCUCCUCGGACACCUGGGUCUAGGACUGGAAGGCUUUGCCGCUUCCUCAGAGGUCCCAGAAGAUGUGGAUAGAGCACCGUGUCUGAGUAAAUGGCCAUGUGUCCUGCAGGGAUGACGCCACACUUACACCCUCUGGACAGCCUUCCCACCCUCCAGCGCCAGGUGAUGACGGCCUGUGCAGAAACCCCACGUGGGCUGCUCAGGUUUGAGACCCUGGCAUUUCUGGAGCACCAAUAAAGAGGGUGUUUUUCUAAA